GUACAGACUUGACCAUAACCGUCACGUACGGCCCAUACGUGUCCCUUGUCUUCCGCUCACGCUAUUGACUCGAUAUCAGCUCUACAUGACUCUUCCCGCAUCUGCUUUGUGUAUUGGCACGUCGGGCGUCUAGCGUGAACACGUUGAAGACAUGCUACGCUGUGGGCGCCUUUGCACGGACGUGACGGACUGAGUCAAGCUAAGUCUGCGACGCCUGUCUCGCAGUAUAUAGAGUCCAUCUACACUGCGCCUCCACUACCUCCUCCCUCUCCAGCAUCAACGUUCGCAGGAUGUCCUCCGCAUCUACUUGCUACACCUCCGACCACCUCGAGUUGAGCGACUUCCUCAUCUAUCCAGAGUUCUUAGGACUCACAGAGGACGUCACAUGCUAUCGGGCAGAAGGAUACCAUCCAGUCAAGAUCGGGGACGUGCUCGGCGGUGCUGGCCCCAGCUCGCUCCAGUCCAGGUAUCCGACUCGCAGCCCAGCCAGAUAUCGAAUCAUGCACAAGCUCGGCUUCGGCGGCUACGCCACAGUAUGGCUUGCGCAAAGCCUCGACGCGUCAGGGGCCUUUGUGGCGCUGAAAAUCACGACGGGGUGGGGCCAGAGAAAUGCGGAGGCUGGUAUGCUAGAAGAGGCCAAUGCAGGGUACGACGGUCCACAAUCCUCGCACGUGUUAGGCUUGCACGACAGGUUCGAAGUGUCUGGGCCGAACGGUACCCAUGCCGUGCUCGUCACUGACAUCGUGGUCCCCUUCCUGUCGCUGAAGUACGCGCCGCUCUCGCCGAGGUGGCGCAAGGCUGCGGCGUACGGCUUGGUCAAGGGGCUGGCGCAGAUGCAUCGCGCGGGCAUCGUGCAUGGAGACUUCCAUCUUGGGAACGCUGGCGUUGCCGUUCCUCAGCUUUCGACGCUAAGCCAAGAAGAAAUCAUGCAGGAACUUCGCGACCCCGAUAUCACGGUUAUCCUGACAGCUGAUCCAGCCAAGCAAUCGCCCGCCCUUCCACCUUACAUCGUAACGCCGUGCAAUCUAGCUGAAUUCUACUUGAAGAUUAUCGGCAACGCUGACCCGCACACGAAGGUUCUUGACCUCGGGAAUGCUCGAAGGGUCGGAACUAUGCAGCCCACUUGGUCGUGCGCUGUGGAGGCAUGUGCUCCGGAGGUGUCUUUUGCGCGGUUUGGAGAAGGGAAGGAGGGCAUCGCGGCUACGAAGGAGGCAGACAUCUGGGCUCUGGGAGCGACGAUAUACGAGCUCCUCACCAAGGCUCCCCUGUUCCACGGGAUCGGGCACAAAGCGAUAAUCGAGCGCGCGUGCAAUAUGGCUGGCUACGUGCCGCCAAUGUGGCAAGCCUGGUGGGACAGCAAUGAUCACUUGACCUUGACGAACGACGCCGAGACUUAUUGGCUUCAGUCGCGGGAGUACAUAUGCCAGGGCUGCGUGGACGAUGAAGAUACGGAUGCGGCGAUCUGUUUGUUGCGGAGGAUUCUUACAUUGGAUCCGUCUGCGAGGCCGUCGUGCGAGGAUAUCUUGCAGGACCCGUGGUUCCGAGACAUAGCGUAGCUGUGACAUCAGUUCCAGCAACGCUUUUUUGCCGUGAUUGUCUCAAAAAAUUGCAGCGUGCAUGACUUUGUCUACAAGGGGUAGGUGCUCCCUUAGCGGUAUAGGAGUGCAACUCGAGCGCCACCCAGAGUGCAUUCACCUACACAGACAGCUAUGAAAUGUACUGGAAUAUACUUCUGAU
Messenger RNA from Schizophyllum commune H4-8, 1737 nucleotides. Its product is annotated as kinase-like protein. NCBI's taxonomy places the organism in Eukaryota, Fungi, Basidiomycota, Agaricomycetes, Agaricales, Schizophyllaceae. The record is from RefSeq and is a predicted model, not a curated record. The transcript is spliced from 4 exons. Gene Ontology annotation, biological process: protein phosphorylation; intracellular signal transduction. Bases 291 to 1556 code for a protein of 421 amino acids. Gene Ontology annotation, molecular function: ATP binding; protein serine/threonine kinase activity. Gene Ontology annotation, cellular component: cytoplasm; nucleus.